Drosophila nasuta is the source of this 1765-nucleotide messenger RNA. RefSeq names its product arginyltransferase 1 (gene Ate1). Gene Ontology annotation, biological process: protein arginylation. The record is from RefSeq and is a predicted model, not a curated record. Gene Ontology annotation, molecular function: arginyl-tRNA--protein transferase activity. Bases 127 to 1578 code for a protein of 483 amino acids. Gene Ontology annotation, cellular component: cytoplasm. The transcript has 8 exons. NCBI's taxonomy places the organism in Eukaryota, Metazoa, Arthropoda, Insecta, Diptera, Drosophilidae.
GUGAAAUGCAAUUGUGGUCACGCUGCUCUCAACCGAAAUAUCGGAUCGGGUUGCAGAAUUUGCAAUUUCAAUACUCAAAUUAAUAUAAUGUUUGAUUUGCACUGAAUACAAUUGGUGUGCCCAAUCAUGAGUGCUAGCAUUGUGCAGUACUUCGGACCACAGACAAGCAAAUGUGGCUACUGCACGGGAAUAGAGUGCAGCAAGUCUCACGGAAUGCAUGCCUAUCGUUUGUCCUGUGAUGACUACCAAGAGCUGAUCGACAGGGGUUGGCGGCGUUGCGGCAAUUACUGUUAUAAGCCGCGAAACGACGUCACCUGCUGUCCAUGCUACACGAUCAAAUGUGAUGCACUGGAGUUCAAGCUAACUAAGUCCAAUAAAAAAAUCUUGAGGCGCAUGAAUAAAUUCUUACGUAAUGGCAAACGUGAGUUGAGUGAGCACCCCGAGCAGCAAUCGAAAACCGAUGAUGGAGAUGGCGAUGGGGAUGACUUAAUUAUACCAAGCGAGCCACAUCCUCAGCUGCCUGAUAAGAAACCGUCAGUCAUCGAUGUAGCACAUGUGGAGACUUUGGCGCAGGCACGUUCAACGCAACAAAAGACUGCAGUUUCCCACGAAGUUGGAAAUGAUGGCAAGAUAGCAGGAGAUGGUGACCAAUCAACGGCCUCAAAAAAAUUUUCCAGCUCAAAUCCACCAUGUGCUAAGAAAAAAAAGCAAAUGCGCUUGGAGCGCAGGCAGGCCAAGUCAUGUCCGCCCAAGGAGCCUAAGGUGACGCAGGAGAAAAGUCUAAGAGAUUUUUUGACAUCAACGAGUGACAGUGACAAACAUCAGUUAAAGCUGAGUUUGGUACACGUCGAUGGAGAGGAGUUUAAGCGUACGCUGCCGCAAAGCUAUGAGCUCUAUAAGAAGUAUCAGAUUGUCAUACACAAUGAUCCGCCAAGGGAUCAGAAAGCUUACAAGGACCAUCUGCAACAGACGCCCAUGAAGCACCAAAAGUCGGAAGACACUCCAGACAUGGGAUAUGGAUCGUUUCAUCAGCAAUAUUGGUUGGACGAUAAGCUGAUAGCUGUGGGAGUCAUCGAUAUAUUACCUGGUUCGGUCAGUUCAGUGUACUUUUUCUACGAUCCCGACUAUAGUUUUCUGUCUUUGGGCACCUAUGGAUCUUUGAGAGAAAUUGAUUUGGUGCAGACGAUUGCCGAGCGAAUGCCCUCUUUAAAGUAUUACUAUAUGGGCUUUUAUAUUCACUCAUGCACCAAAAUGCGGUACAAAGGGAAAUUAUCGGCCUCUUAUUUACUCUGCCCAGAGACUUAUAUUUGGGUGCCUUUAACCGAUGAUAUACGAAAUAAACUUGAUACGAGGAAAUAUCAACGUUUGAAUCCGGUUGCAGCUGAUAAAGAUGCGAAUGAAUUUGUGAAUCAGCAUGUAAACGAUGUACAACUUUUGCUCGAUGCUAGGACUUGUAUAACUUAUCAGCGAUUUGUUCAGAUGAUUGGUGACUACACUGGUCGCGACGCAAUCAUGGAAUAUGGCGAACUGGUUGGAAAGGUGUGUGCGCACCGAAUGAUCUAUGUGAGCAUGUCAUGAGCAAUGAAAUUCAUUGAUGCAAACUUAAUUCGUUUAUAAUUCUAUUAAGCUUUAAGCCUUAGCAAAGUAGUUCAAAAUUGUGUCAUUCAAAUGUAAUUUCUUUAUUUUCCGUUGAGCCUAGUAAAUAUGUAUGCACGAUCAGGUUUUUAAAAUCAACCUAAACAAAAUAAAUAUUAUAAAAUGUUGA